This is a messenger RNA of Puma concolor (puma), 1662 nucleotides long. RefSeq names its product adenosine kinase (gene ADK). Gene Ontology annotation, molecular function: adenosine kinase activity. Gene Ontology annotation, biological process: purine nucleobase metabolic process; purine ribonucleoside salvage. The record is from RefSeq and is a predicted model, not a curated record. Gene Ontology annotation, cellular component: nucleus; cytosol. Lineage: Eukaryota; Metazoa; Chordata; Mammalia; Carnivora; Felidae.
AGAUGGCUGCGACCGAAGAGGAGCCGAAGCCCAAAAAGCUGAAGGUGGAGGCGCCGCGAGCGCUGAGUGAAAAUAUUCUCUUUGGGAUGGGAAAUCCUCUUCUUGACAUCACUGCUGUAGUGGAUAAGGAUUUCCUUGAUAAGUAUUCUCUUAAACCAAAUGACCAAAUCUUGGCUGAAGACAAACACAAGGAAUUGUUUGAUGAACUUGUAAAAAAAUUCAAAGUUGAAUAUCAUGCUGGUGGUUCUACCCAGAAUUCUAUUAAAGUGGCACAGUGGAUGAUUCAGCAGCCACACAAAGCAGCAACAUUUUUUGGAUGCAUUGGGAUAGAUAGAUUUGGAGAGAUUUUGAAGAAGAAAGCUGCUGAAGCCCAUGUGGAUGCUCAUUACUAUGAGCAAAAUGAGCAAACAACAGGAACUUGUGCCGUGUGCAUCACUGGUGACAACAGGUCCCUUGUAGCUAAUCUUGCUGCUGCCAAUUGUUAUAAAAAGGAAAAACAUCUUGAUAUGGAGAAAAACUGGACAUUGGUACAAAAAGCAAGAGUUUAUUAUAUAGCAGGCUUUUUUCUUACAGUUUCCCCAGAGUCGGUAUUAAAAGUGGCUAACCAUGCUUCUGAAAACAACAGAAUUUUUACUUUGAAUCUGUCUGCACCAUUUAUUAGUCAGUUCUACAAGGAAUCAUUGAUGAAAGUUAUGCCUUACGUUGACAUACUUUUUGGAAAUGAGACGGAAGCUGCCACUUUUGCUAGAGAGCAAGGCUUUGAGACUGAAGACAUUAAAGAAAUAGCCAAAAAGACACAAGCUCUGCCAAAGGUGAAUCCGAAGAGGCAGCGAAUCGUGAUUUUCACCCAAGGAAGAGAGGAUACUAUAAUGGCUACAGAAAAUGAAGUCACUGCGUUUGCUGUCUUGGAUCAAAACCAGGAAGAAAUUGUUGAUACCAAUGGAGCUGGAGAUGCAUUUGUUGGAGGUUUUCUGUCUCAGCUGGUCUCUGACAAGCCCCUGACUGAAUGCAUCCGUGCUGGUCACUACGCAGCAAGCGUCAUAAUUAGGCGGACUGGCUGCACUUUUCCUGAGAAGCCAGAUUUCCACUGAUAGAAAUGCAGGAAAUCCAAGCCCAGUGGAACAGAUACUGCCCUGAUUGCUUCCUGAGAAUUCCCAUAUUAAUAAAGAAGAAAAUUAUCUGCCAUCUUUUCCUACUAUAAUAAUAUUCAUUCUUAAUUUGGAGGGUACAGUAAUUCUCAGUAGAAUCUUUAUUCUCUCAACAACCUAAAAAAAUAAUGUCUAUUUCCAUAGUUUGAUAGUGCCACUUAAAUGUUGAUUAAACAGGAAUAUAACAUUUCAAUGGAAAUUUUUAUUUCAUUUUCAAUUACUUUGUAAAUUCAUGUGUAUUUAGCAAAUUGAUCAGUUUUUUUUUACAUUUCUGCUUUGAAUGCAGAUGUGAUUUAAUAUAAUAGAUUUUUAAACAGGAAUUAAUUCUAAAACAUCAAUCUUCAGCUUUUUAUACGAGUAUACUUAAUUUAGGAGUAUGUGUAUGUAUAUAUGUAUGUGUGUAUGUAUAUACAUACAUAUAUGUGUACCACAUAUAUAAAUGAUAAGUGGUCAAAUAAGGUACAGAAGAAUUUAUCUUGCCAAGUUAUGCCAAAUAACCUCUUUAGUGCAUACU